This is a messenger RNA of Racocetra persica, 415 nucleotides long. Lineage: Eukaryota; Fungi; Glomeromycota; Glomeromycetes; Diversisporales; Gigasporaceae. The record is from the annotation of a GenBank genome assembly.
AUGUAUUGGAAUUGGAUAUUGUAAGUCAGAUGUUGAUCUUAAUAUAUUACCAGGAUGGGUUCAUGGUACAAUUGGAUAUCAUGGAGACAAUGGUCGUUUAUAUCAUGAACGUGGAACAGGGGAAUUCUUUGGUCCUUGUUACAAUACUGGAGAUACAGUUGGUAAAGAAUCAUCCUUUUAUUUUGAAACAUUUUCUUAUGAUGAUUUAAUUAAUUAUAGAAUUCUAGGAGAAAUGUAUCCAAUGAGUGGAAUGGCAACAAAAGGAGAAUGUAUUGUAGCUAACUUUGGCACGAAACCUUUUAUGUUUGAUAUUGAUAAUUAUGCGAAGGUAAUAUUUGCCGAUGCAGAGUUGAAAAGAGAACUUGAAAAAAAAACGUUUAAAAUGUUAGAAAUUAUUAAUACAGAAGAAAUUUAG